Molecule: messenger RNA, 4903 nt
Organism: Rattus rattus (black rat)
Lineage: Eukaryota; Metazoa; Chordata; Mammalia; Rodentia; Muridae
Gene: Ankrd44
Product: ankyrin repeat domain 44
Exons: 28
Coding region: 223-3447 (1074 amino acids)
Cellular component (GO): cytoplasm
Molecular function (GO): protein binding
Source: RefSeq, a predicted model, not a curated record
CGGCACUUCCUGUAUAAAGGCGGGCGGGCCGGGCUGCGACUCCCGCGAGCCGGGGCUGGGCUCUGGGAGGCAGGCGGCAGCGGCCGAGCGGUGGCAGGGCUGUCACCUUCGCGAGCCCAGCUCCUGGCGCUUCCCCGGGCCGUCCCUUCCGUUUCUCCGGGCUCCCGGCGUUGACAUCUACGAAGCGGAGAGCUGUAUGUGCGCGCGCGCGGGAACGGAAGAAUGGCAGUGCUCAAACUCUGCGACCAGCCACCUCUGGUCCAGGCAAUCUUCAGUGGCGACCCAGAGGAGAUUCGCCUGCUCAUCCAUAAGACUGAAGACGUGAACGCACUGGAUUCUGAGAAACGAACCCCGCUUCAUGUGGCUGCGUUCCUGGGAGAUGCAGAGAUCAUCGAGCUCCUGAUUUUGUCAGGAGCUCGCGUAAACGCCAAGGACAACAUGUGGCUGACCCCACUGCACCGGGCUGUUGCUUCCAGAAGUGAAGAGGCAGUGCAAGUAUUGAUUAAACACUCGGCUGAUGUCAAUGCAAGGGACAAGAAUUGGCAGACCCCCCUCCAUGUGGCAGCAGCCAAUAAGGCUGUCAAGUGUGCAGAAGUGAUCAUUCCACUCCUGAGCAGUGUCAAUGUCUCUGACAGAGGGGGGCGCACAGCCUUGCACCAUGCGGCUCUGAACGGACACAUGGAGAUGGUCAAUUUACUCUUGGCCAAAGGGGCAAACAUCAAUGCAUUUGACAAGAAGGACCGGCGUGCUCUCCACUGGGCAGCAUACAUGGGCCACCUGGAUGUUGUGGCACUGCUCAUUAACCACGGCGCAGAAGUGACCUGCAAGGAUAAGAAGGGCUAUACCCCACUGCACGCUGCAGCCUCCAACGGGCAGAUCAACGUUGUCAAACAUCUCCUGAACCUGGGGGUGGAGAUUGAUGAAAUCAAUGUCUAUGGAAACACAGCACUUCACAUUGCCUGCUACAAUGGCCAGGAUGCUGUCGUUAAUGAGCUGAUCGACUACGGCGCUAACGUGAACCAGCCCAACAACAGUGGCUUCACCCCUCUGCACUUUGCAGCGGCGUCUACUCACGGUGCUCUGUGUCUGGAACUGUUAGUCAACAAUGGGGCCGAUGUGAACAUUCAGAGUAAGGAUGGCAAAAGUCCUCUGCACAUGACAGCUGUCCAUGGGCGGUUCACACGGUCACAAACCCUCAUUCAGAAUGGAGGUGAAAUCGACUGUGUGGAUAAGGAUGGCAACACACCUCUCCAUGUGGCUGCAAGAUAUGGUCACGAGCUCCUGAUUAACACCCUAAUAACUAGCGGAGCCGACACAGCCAAGUGUGGAAUCCAUAGCAUGUUCCCCCUCCAUUUAGCUGCCCUAAAUGCUCACUCUGACUGCUGCAGGAAGUUGUUAUCCUCUGGACAAAAGUAUAGCAUAGUGUCCUUGUUUAGUAAUGAGCACGUGCUGUCUGCAGGCUUUGAAAUAGACACCCCAGAUACGUUUGGAAGAACGUGCCUUCACGCCGCUGCUGCAGGAGGCAAUGUAGAAUGUAUAAAGCUCUUGCAGAGCAGCGGAGCGGAUUUUCACAAAAAGGACAAAUGUGGGAGGAUCCCUUUGCACUAUGCAGCUGCAAAUUGUCAUUUCCACUGUAUUAAAGCAUUAGUGACCACCGGAGCCAACAUCAAUGAAACAGACGACUGGGGACGGACAGCUCUGCACUACGCUGCUGCAUCAGACAUGGAUAGAAAUAAGAUGAUCUUAGGCAACGCCCAUGACAAUUCUGAAGAACUUGAAAGGGCCAGGGAAGUGAAGGGGAAGGACGCCGCGCUAUGUCUAGAGUUUCUGCUUCAGAACGACGCAAACCCAUCCAUCCGGGACAAGGAAGGCUACAACAGCAUCCAUUAUGCUGCGGCCUAUGGCCACAGGCAGUGUCUAGAACUGCUUUUGGAAAGAACCAACACUGGUUUUGAAGAAUCAGACGGCGGUGCUCUCAAGAGUCCACUCCACUUAGCGGCCUACAAUGGGCACCACCAAGCCUUGGAGGUCCUUCUCCAGUCCCUAGUGGACCUGGACAUCAGGGAUGAGAAAGGCCGGACGGCCCUGUACCUAGCUGCUUUCAAGGGACACACAGAAUGUGUGGAAGCACUUGUUAACCAGGGCGCAUCCAUCUUCGUGAAAGACAAUGUCACCAAAAGAACUCCACUUCAUGCCUCGGUUAUUAAUGGCCACACGCUGUGUUUGAGGCUCCUACUUGAAAUAGCGGACAACCCGGAAGUGGUUGAUGUGAAGGAUGCCAAGGGACAAACCCCACUGAUGCUUGCAGUAGCAUAUGGACACAUUGAUGCCGUUUCGUUGUUACUUGAAAAGGAAGCAAACGUAGAUGCUGUUGACAUAGUGGGCUGCACAGCUUUACAUAGAGGGAUCAUGACAGGACAUGAGGAAUGUGUGCAAAUGCUGCUGGAACAAGAAGCAUCCAUCCUCUGUAAAGACUCCAGAGGGAGGACACCUCUGCACUAUGCCGCUGCCCGGGGCCACGCCACGUGGCUGAAUGAGUUGGUCCAGAUUGCGCUUUCUGAAGAGGACUGUUGCCUCAAAGACAACCAGGGAUACACGCCGCUGCACUGGGCCUGUUACAAUGGUAAUGAAAAUUGCAUAGAGGUACUUUUGGAGCAAAAAUGUUUUCGAAAAUUUAUUGGUAAUCCCUUCACUCCACUGCACUGUGCAAUAAUAAACGGUCAUGAGAGCUGUGCAUCACUGCUCCUGGGGGCCAUAGAUUCCAGCAUUGUCAGCUGUAGGGAUGACAAAGGCAGGACAACCCUCCAUGCGGCAGCCUUCGGGGAUCAUGCAGAAUGCUUGCAGCUGCUUCUGAGACAUGACGCUCAAGUGAAUGCCGUAGAUAAUUCAGGGAAAACAGCGCUGAUGAUGGCUGCUGAGAACGGGCAGGCAGGUGCUGUGGAUAUUUUGGUGAACAGUGCCCAGGCUGACCUGACUGUGAAAGAUAAGGACCUGAACACGCCCUUGCACCUGGCUAUCAGUAAAGGCCAUGAGAAAUGUGCCUUGUUAAUACUUGACAAGAUACAAGACGAGAGCCUUAUCAACGCGAAAAACAGUGCACUGCAGACACCCCUCCAUAUUGCUGCACGCAAUGGCUUGAAGGUGGUAGUUGAGGAGCUGCUGGCUAAAGGAGCCUGUGUACUUGCCGUAGAUGAAAAUGGUCAUACCCCGGCCCUGGCUUGUGCUCCUAACAAAGACGUGGCUGACUGCCUGGCCCUCAUUCUGGCUACCAUGAUGACUUUUUCUCCUUCCAGUACAAUGACGGCUGUCAACUUCGUUUAUUUUAGAAAAGACAAUUUGAGCAGAAGGACCCUCUCCAAUAUGGGUAGUAGGGUUAGUCUGUGCAGUAACAAUAUGGACUCUGAGGGUGGGUACAAUGAAAAUGAUUCUGACUCGGAAACAUUCUAAGUUUGGGCUGUAGAGGUGUUCCCCCAAUACUCCUGUUUCAGGAGGGGACGGAAGCCUGAAUUCCAGGUUACAUUGUAUUCAGGCAUUUGAGACCAAGCUUCCAGAAGCCAGCAGAAAAGGAGUCAGUCUAACCAAAAGAGGGCAACUAAGAUACUUCUAUGAAAGUCUACCUCUCAUUUUAAGUAAGGACAAAAAAUUAAGUAUCCUUCAUCUUUGGGGAUAAUACAACAGAGAGACAAAUAUUCAGUCUAAAGAUUUCUUUUUCCCCCCACAUACUCACCAGUGAGUUGUGUGAGGUUGGUCAAGGUGACAUUCAUGUCCCUUGGGAGGGGUGGGAAGAGGAAAUGGGAGAUGCCUAGACCCUCUUCUCACUCUGAUGUUUACUUUCUCACUAGAAGUCAAAGGUCAAGGUUCAUCUUUAGACAUGCCUGUAAUCGCCCUCUUAAGGGAGUCUACCUGACCCCGCCUCCUCCGUAGGAAGUUUGUAAAUGCCUAGAACUUCUUCCUAGGGUCUUGGUUAAAGUUGCCAGAUGAAUGUGAACAUGGUUCAUGCUCUUUUGUUAACCACAAAUGAAAUAGCUCCCGGGGCUCCACAUAAGAAACAUGUGAGUCAUUUUUUCAGUGGAGUAAUGGAUCCCAAAUUUACCCAAUAGCAUUUCAGGUGAAAUUAUAUUGUGCCAAAACUUGAAACAAUAUGCAAGUCAAAUAGGAAAUUACUGUUCGUUGGAUUUGCUCUAAAAUGAAAAUUCAAACUUUGUAAGGGCAUCAGAAUGGCUGGUACUGUCCUUCAGUGGUUGGACAGCAAAUUAGCUGCUCAGCCAAGGUCAUGCCACACGAGUGACAGUGAAAAGGAACCGAGGAAAUGACAGCAGGAAGCAGAAAUGCUUGGUGUGGAAGUGCAAACCAAUUGCCAGUUGUUUGGUAAUGAAAUCAGCAUUGUGAAUACUGUGUCUGCUCCCUCUGCCAAAGCUUCUAGGUCGAAUGGACCCCGUUCUCCACCUGGAACAGCUGUACGAAAAGAAGAAUGAGACUUUAAGAAUUAUGCACAUACACAUGCACACAUGUGUGUAUAUUUAUGUAUGUACUUCAUCAACCAGCUAUCCAUGAGGACCAAAAUGCUUCUGCCUAAACUGGGAUGUUCUAAGUGUUUUUUUCUUUCUACAUGCAAGUGAGAACUGCAGUAACUUUUCUAUGGGGUUAAAAUGUAAUCGUUUUGCAUACCAGUCUUUAUUGUAUUUUAUAUUUCUAAUGACACGGAUUUCUAGUUGAUGGCUUGACAUUUGUAACCGAUGAUGUGUUGACCACAGGUUUUUGUUUUCAGACUAGAGAAUAUGUCUGUAUACUUUGAUGUAAAUGUGUUUCUAUUUAUUUGAAAUGAAAGAAAUGCCAAGAAAUAUCCACUGUUUAGAUUUGCCCUCACUCUCUGUCUCUGUCUCUCUGUGUCUCUGUCUGUCUG